AUGGCUUUCGUCCUUCAAGGCGUGACGGGGGACCUGCAGGAGCAGCGGGUGGUCCUGCAGGGCGAGGAGGACUCUCUCUUCUCAUCGAGGCCAACGGCGGCUCACCUCAAAACCUUGCAGAAGGUCACAGAGCCAAGCACGCCGCGGAACAUCGCCGCCAACAUCGCCGAACACGCCAGGCUGCACCUUGCAAGCACGCCAUCUACGACUUGCGCAGAAGAGGAGGCCAUUGACGCGGCUUGGCCACCGCAAGAAGUGGUCGAGCACAUUGAGAGCCUCAAGCGGGAGGACAAGAAGUUUGAACAGGCAGACGGCCAGUGGCUUGGAAUGGCCCGGAAGCUCGAUGAUGAGCGCGUUGCUUCGGAAUGGGCUUUCUGGGAGGGUAAGGGCUGCUUUGGCUGGCUGGCCUGCCUGCUGCCCGCAUUCCCCCGUCCUGGUCUGCGACUCGGUUUGGAAUUGUGGGCAGUGCUUGUGGAAGCGGCAGAGACAGGUCCGCCGCGCUCAUCGCACCGGGCUUGUGGAGUCCUGAACACGAUGGAGUUCGUCAUGGAGGCUCAAGGUUUUGCAAGUAGUGCUGCGUUUUCUUGCGUGCUUCGACCAGGCAGUGAAGAACCUGGGGCAACCGCAGAUGGAGUUGCCUUCAUGCUCCGCUGCAACAGCCACCGGGACUGCCAUCAGAUUGCGGCGGAGAUCUGGGACAAUCUAGGAAGCAGCAUGGUCAGCGUUCUCAAGUGGAAUGAGGACACUGGUUUGAUCGUGUCGUGGGUGAUCCGUUCGGAAAGGUUCCGCUGCUGCAGUGCCCGCGUCGCAGCGCUGGCCAAGAAAGGAGGGGUGUAUCCAGGCAAGACAGAGCUUUCACUGAGUCUGGCGGGUCCUGCGGAAAGCAUGCCCGUGCAACUGCUCGGUCAGGACAGACUGGGACUGGCCACAGUGGUGGAGGCUCUAGACGAGACGUCGCCGCACUCCCCAGGAUCCCCAGAAGAAGCUUUAGCACUCUCUGCUGUCGUCCCGUCAACGCCCGGGAGCUCGUCCCUGCAAUCGUCUUCAGGGCCGGGAUUGUCAGUGGCUGGCAAGCAGCCGUCGGACGCCUCCGCCAAGCGCUGUGCCCUGAAGGCAGCAACUGCUGCUGGCGCGGACAAGGCAGCUGCAGAGCAGAUCGCCGAGGGGGUCGGGUGCACCGUUGAGGAUUGGCUUGUUGACGGCGCCGCGCAGCGCGCCGAGGAGGUCGGCACGGCGGCUGCCAAGGUGGCCCUUGCAUGUGGGGCCCCGGCCGAGCAAGGUAGCCUUGUUGCGCUUGCUGUGGAGGCAAACGCUCGCGCGAGGCAGGCCGCCUCCAGGCAGGCCACCGCGACCGAAUGCGGGUGCUUCCAGGCCGCAACAUCUCGAGCCUGGCUCCAGCGCUUCUUCCAAUCGCUCCGCUGA
Molecule: messenger RNA, 1422 nt
Organism: Symbiodinium natans
Lineage: Eukaryota; Dinophyceae; Suessiales; Symbiodiniaceae
Source: the annotation of a GenBank genome assembly